This is a messenger RNA of Eremothecium sinecaudum, 1527 nucleotides long. RefSeq names its product GPI-anchor transamidase GPI17 (gene GPI17). NCBI's taxonomy places the organism in Eukaryota, Fungi, Ascomycota, Saccharomycetes, Saccharomycetales, Saccharomycetaceae. The record is from RefSeq and is a predicted model, not a curated record. The coding region runs from base 1 to 1527 and encodes 508 amino acids. Gene Ontology annotation, biological process: attachment of GPI anchor to protein. Gene Ontology annotation, cellular component: GPI-anchor transamidase complex. The transcript has a single exon.
AUGAUAGGAAAGGAAGGAAUGAAUUGUAGUAACAUUAAUCUACGUCGAUCAGUUGCACUCUGGUUUUUGCUGCUCUACAUUCUAGUAGGUGUACCAUUAUGGUAUAAAAUAACCACAAUUUACAGAGCACCACUACCUGAAAAGUAUAUUAAAGAUCUAAAAGACCAGCCGAAUUAUGAUAUUAAUAUGGUAAUACCGGUAUACAUUAAAUCUAAUAGUUAUAAGUUCCCAGACUUACAUGAUGCUGUGCAAUUGCAAGUUAACCACCUGUUAAAUUCCAUAGAUAAAAAGGUCAAUUGGGCGUUACACGUGCUCCCAUACCCUGAAGACAAUUCUAUCAGCCCAGAAAACAACUAUAUUGUUCAUCUUGUUAGCGAUGAUAUCUUAAGCUUUUCUGCACCUUAUAAUAGCAGAGAGGGUACUGUAUUCCAUGAUGAUCAGUCGGUUUUGGAAAAUAACAUCCCAUUUUACAUUGCACAGGUCUUUAUCGACCAUAUAUUCCUGCUUGAACGUACAAGACUGAAUAAAAACUACAACCCAUCAUCGCACGUUGCAGGUAUCAAAAAUUUGGCCAUUGACUAUAACCCAGAUGUUCAUUUGUCUAUUAGCUUGUUAUCGGGGGAUGGAAACCCUGUAUCAUGGGAUGUUGAGACCGUGGCAAACAAGUACCUCGCUCCAUUGAGAGAAUUUUUGUCUCCUCUAGUGAACUUCACUGUUGAUACUGAUAUUGUGUACUUCAAUGACCUGCACUUACACCAAUUAAAGGACCGUGAAUCAUUAACGUGGAACGAUCUUGCCCACACAAUGGAUCUCUCAGAAUUAUCAUCCGGCAAUUACUAUAAUGAGCAGAGCUCGCUACACCUGUCAAUUGUGUUUCCAUCACAUUCAACUGGCGAAUUAAAGUUUAUCAAUUCCACCAAACACUGGCAGUCAUAUUUAGUUCCACAGUGGGGUACUAUUAUCAUUAACGAUAAACCACUGCCACCUAAUGCACACGUUACUUCAAACUAUUUGACUCCAAUUAUGCAUAAGUUUGCCCGCGAACUAUUUCUAUUACUGGGUAUUACUGAUGGAUCUGAGGUGCUCAAUAGCCCCAUUGUGAUCAUGGAUUCCUUCAAACGUUUAACCAUUUUGAAUAAUUUGGAGAAGAGCGUCGAAACGCUAUGGUCCUUAGUUAAAAUGACAAGCCACCUGCCUCAAAUGACAAUUCCAAAAGAAGUUGCGCAAAAUGUUCAUGAAGCAUUGGAGCUACGUCUCCAAAUUGUUGAAAUGUUAAACAAUCCAAUUAAGCAGGACCCAGUAGCAGUGUGGGAUGACGCUUUAGCCAAAAGUAACCGCUUGUUCUACCUAUGUGAAAAAGCCUUUUUCCACAAAGAGAUGGUUCAACAAAACUUCCUACCACAAGAGCAUAAGAUAGCUGUCUACUUGCCAUUAUUAGGUCCUAUUACAAUUGUUACUAUUGCUGGUUUCUUCAAAUCUAUGAAAGAAAAGGAGUUACCAGAAAAAGAGAAAGAAGAAACAGAGUGA